CAGAUGAAGAACAGGUUAGUUUACAACGUUUAUCGAUAGAUCGACUGGAAUCAAGAAUGGCGGAUAAAUCUCAGAAGAAAAAAAAAGUAUCACCUGAAUCUCGACUAGUCUCUCUUCUCAAUGAUUUGUUUGUAAACUCUCAAAAUUUCGACCAUUAUAUACGCAAAAACGUCUAUGCUGGUCGAGAAUAUUCGAUCGAUACAAAUUCAGAUGAGUAUAGCUUUAUAGGCAGCUUAAAUUUUGCAAAAGUUGGACACUUUACUUCAAGAUCCAACGAUACAGCUCCUUUGAAAAAAUCUGUAAAACUCAGUCCAAGAGUUGGAUUAGAUGUUGGUCAUCUUCUCAAAUCUGCAUUAGCAGGAGGAAUCUCAUGUGCUUUCUCUGCUUUUCUAAUGCAUCCAGUGGACACUGUAAAGACACAAGUUCAAGCAUCAACAACAAUGUCCUUUGUGGAAAUUAUGUCAAAGAUUCCAGAAAUUGGUGCUCGAGGUUUAUACAAGGGCUCGAUUCCCGCGGUUGUUGGUCAAUUUGCAAGCCAUGGUUUACGAACUAGCAUAUAUGAAGCAAGUAGACUAGCAUUACCGCUCGUUGCUCCUGCUCUCCUCGACAUCCAAGUUCAGUCAGUUGCGUCUUUGUUGGGGACGGUUUUGGGGACAAUACUACGAAUACCGUGUGAGGUGUUGAAACAACGGUUACAAGCCAAUCAGUUUGAUAACAUUAUGGAAGCUACGAUUUCAACAUGGCAUCAAGAUGGGCUCAAAGGACUCUUUCGUGGGACCGGUGUUACUCUUCUACGCGAGGUUCCUUUUUACGUUGCUGGUAUGGGACUUUACAACGAAUCAAAGAAGCUGGUGAAGAGACAAUUAGGGAGAGAGCUGGAGCCGUGGGAGUCUAUCGCAGUUGGAGCCUUGUCUGGUGGUUUCACAGCUGUGCUAACGACACCAUUCGAUGUGAUUAAAACGAGAAUGAUGACGGCUCCACAAGGCGCAGAUUUAUCGAUGUGGAUGGCUGCUUAUUCCAUUCUCACACAUGAGGGUCUUCUUGCUUUCUACAAAGGCGCUGUUCCAAGGUUCUUUUGGACUGCUCCUCUGGGUGCCUUAAACUUAGCUGGCUAUGAACUUCUUGAAAAGACUUUGAUAACACCUAUAAAUCAACCAGUGCAUAGUGACUGACUUUUUUACUGUAGCACUACAGGUAGCUACGAGUGGACUUUUCAUUUGUUCACGUGUAUUGAUUCUGCCAUCAAGACACGAUCCAUGAAACCAAGAUUAUCAAACAUCACAUUUCACUGGGGCUGACAUGAUCAUUAGAAGGUCUCCCUUCUCUUUUUGUAUUUUGUAUUUCUUGCCCUGUGGUGUAUUAAGUUAAUGUAGCGAUAGAGUUAUUUAAAUAUUCGGACCAAGGAUCUAUGAAAAUACUGUGAAACCCAAGGGGAAUU
This is a messenger RNA of Eutrema salsugineum, 1438 nucleotides long. Its product is annotated as S-adenosylmethionine mitochondrial carrier protein. Gene Ontology annotation, biological process: transmembrane transport. Gene Ontology annotation, cellular component: mitochondrial inner membrane. Lineage: Eukaryota; Viridiplantae; Streptophyta; Magnoliopsida; Brassicales; Brassicaceae. The transcript is spliced from 5 exons. The record is from RefSeq and is a predicted model, not a curated record. Gene Ontology annotation, molecular function: S-adenosyl-L-methionine transmembrane transporter activity. The coding region runs from base 57 to 1172 and encodes 371 amino acids.